Molecule: messenger RNA, 2678 nt
Organism: Andrographis paniculata
Lineage: Eukaryota; Viridiplantae; Streptophyta; Magnoliopsida; Lamiales; Acanthaceae
Product: probable galactinol--sucrose galactosyltransferase 5
Exons: 3
Coding region: 152-2518 (788 amino acids)
Molecular function (GO): galactinol-sucrose galactosyltransferase activity
Source: RefSeq, a predicted model, not a curated record
CAUCCAUUCAUUGCCUAUAAAUUCCCCCAAUUCCCUCAACCCAAAAAACGCAAUCGAUUCACAACCAAAACUUUGUAAACACUCAAAAUCUCUCUCUCACCUUUCUUCUCCUUUUUCGUCGAUCACCUCCUGUUUUUGUUCUUAAAUUAAAAUGGCUCCAAGUUUGAGCAGAGGUAACUCCAAUGCCACUGUCGUCGUCAAUGGAUUCCAAGAUUCCUUAAUAACCCUCGACGAAUCCACUUUCUACGUCAACGAUCACGUCAUCCUCUCCGAAGUUCCGCCCAACAUCGUCGCCUCCCCGUCGCCGUACGACGUCGGAGGAAAGAAGGCGGCGCCGCUGCGUGCCGCCGUCAAUCCCGGCUGCUUCGUCGGUUUCGACGCCGAAGAGGCCAGCAGCUACCACGUCGUCCCCAUCGGGAAGCUCAAGAACAUCAGGUUCAUGUCCAUUUUCCGAUUCAAGGUCUGGUGGACCACCCACUGGGUCGGGUCAAACGGGUCGGAUCUCGAGCGGGAGACCCAGAUACUCAUCCUCGACAGAUCAUCCAACAAGCCUGGAGAGAGCAACAAUCGCCCCUACGUUUUGCUACUUCCACUCAUCGAGGGCCCCUUCCGGGCCUCCCUGCAGCCCGGCGUGGAUGACUACAUCGACCUGUGCGUCGAAAGCGGGUCGACCCGAGUAACCGGGUCCAAUUUCCGGGCGGCCCUUUACAUGCAUGCCGGAUCCGACCCGUUUACCCUUGUCAAAGACGCCAUUAAAGUCGCUCGAGCGCACAUGGGGACGUUCAAGCUGCUGGAGGAGAAAACUCCCCCGGGCAUCGUGGACAAGUUCGGGUGGUGCACGUGGGACGCGUUUUACCUGACCGUCCAGCCCGACGGCGUCUGGGAAGGCGUCAAAGCCCUGACCGACGGCGGGUGCCCGCCCGGGAUGGUUUUAAUCGACGACGGCUGGCAGUCGAUCAGCCACGACGACGAUCCGAUCACCGACGAAGGGAUGAACCGGACCGCCGCCGGAGAACAGAUGCCCUGCAGGCUGAUCAAGUUCCAGGAGAAUUACAAGUUCAGAGACUAUCAGAGCCCGAACCAGUCCGGCCCGGGCCCGAAGGAAGGCAUGGGAGCGUUCAUCCAUGACCUCAAGGACAAUUUCCAAACGGUGGACUACGUGUACGUCUGGCACGCCUUGUGUGGAUACUGGGGCGGGCUCAGGCCCGACGUUUUGGGCCUGCCGGAGGCCAAGGUCAUUGCGCCGAAGCUGACGUCGGGAUUGGAAACGACGAUGGAAGAUCUGGCGGUUGACAAGAUCGUUAAUAACGGCGUUGGGUUGGUCCCGCCGGAGAUGGCGGAUCAGCUGUACGAAGGGCUUCACUCUCAUCUGGAGUCCGUCGGGAUAGACGGCGUCAAAGUAGACGUCAUCCACUUGCUGGAAAUGCUGUGCGAGGACUACGGCGGGAGGGUGGAGCUGGCGAAGGCCUAUUACAAGGCGCUGACGGCUUCCGUUAAGAAACACUUCCAUGGUAACGGCGUUAUUGCGAGCAUGGAGCACUGCAACGACUUCAUGUUCCUCGGCACGGAGGCGAUCUCCCUCGGCCGCGUCGGCGACGACUUCUGGUGCACCGAUCCGUCCGGCGACCCCAACGGCACCUUCUGGCUGCAGGGCUGCCACAUGGUGCACUGCGCCUACAACAGCUUGUGGAUGGGGAAUUUCAUCCACCCCGAUUGGGAUAUGUUCCAGUCGACUCAUCCUUGCGCAGAAUUCCACGCCGCCUCGCGAGCGAUCUCCGGCGGUCCGAUCUACGUCAGUGACUCCGUCGGGAAGCACGAUUUCCGGCUGCUGAAGAGCCUCGUCUUGCCCGACGGCUCCAUUCUCCGCUGCGAGUAUUACGCUUUGCCGGCUAGGGAUUGCUUGUUUGAAGAUCCUCUGCACGAUGGGAAGACGAUGCUGAAGAUCUGGAAUUUGAAUAAGUUUACCGGCGUAGUCGGAGCGUUCAACUGCCAAGGCGGCGGGUGGUGCCGGGAGACGCGGCGGAACAAGUGCGCGUCGGAAUAUUCACGCGCCGUCGCCGCGGCGGUCGGUCCGAGCGACGUGGAGUGGGAGCAAGGGAGGAAGGAGAUCAUUCUAGAAGGAGUUGAGAAAUUCGCCAUGUACCUGUUCCGGCAGAAGAAAUUGGUCCUCUGUGAGCCCUCCGGCGCCAUAGACGUGUCGCUGGAGCCGUUCGAUUUCGAGCUGAUCACAGUGUCCCCUGUGGCGGUUGUGAAGAAGAAUUCCGUCCAGUUCGCGGCGAUUGGGCUGGUGAACAUGCUCAACACGGGCGGCGCGAUCCAAUCAAUGGCGAUUCAGGGAAGCACUGUUCGAAUUGCAGUGAAGGGAACCGGAGAGAUGAGGGCGUACGCCUCGGAGAAACCGGCGGCGUGUACGGUCAACGGCGAGAAAGCCGCGUUCGGAUAUGAAGACUUCAUGGUUACGACUCAAGUGACGUGGCCGAAUUCUACUGGCGUUUCAGUUAUUGAGUAUUUGUUUUGAAAAAAAAAAAACAAACUGUUUGUAUAAUAGAGUGCGGUGUGUAUCCAUAUUCCGGGUAGAAUUUUUUUUUUAAUGUUCCCCGGAAUGUAUGUAUGUGUGUGUAUAUUGACGCCUACGGGUACCUGCGUAUCCCUUCAUAAAUGUAUUUGAUCUCUUUUUA